GCAAUUCAAAAAAAUCAGAAACUACGCAGAGGAAUGCCUACAGUCUAUUCCUGACAGUACAAUGGUCAUUCAUACUACAAGAGUAGUUCCUGAUUCUCCCUCUAUAUUUCAACGCAUAUAUGUGUGCUUCGGACCGGUUAAAAAAGGGUUUCUUGAAGGUUGUAGGAAGGUUGUUGGACUAGAUGGGUGCUUUCUUAAAGGUCAACUGAAAGGGGAGAUACUAUCAGCAGUAGGUAGAGAUGCCAAUAACCAAAUGUACCCCAUUGCAUGGGCGGUAGUUGAGAUUGAAAACAACUCGUCAUGGGCCUGGUUUCUAGAGCUUCUGAAAACUGAUCUGCAAAUCACUAGGUCAGAUUUGUGGACUAUCAUAAGUGACCAACAAAAGGGUCUUUGUAAUGUGAUUGCAAGGGUUUUCCCAGAGGCUGAGCACCGAAAUUGUGCUAGACACAUUCAUGCGAAUUGGAGCAAAACCCACAGAGGUUUGCUUCUAAAGAACCUGUUCUGGAUGUGUGCAAAGUCCACUUGCGAGGAACAAUUGCAGGCUGCAUUAGCGGAGUUGGAUAAGGCAGAUAGUGAUGCUGGUAAAGACUUGCGCAAAAUUGAUUUCAAAUUAUGGUGCAAGGCAUAUUUUAGAACGGAUGUGAAAUGUGAUACUGUUGAGAACAACUUAUCAGAGGCCUUCAACAGCACCCUUCUCAAAUGCAGAGGAAAACCUAUUAUUCCAAUGCUAGAGGACAUUAGAGUUGCAAUGAUGAAAAGGAUUGCCAAAAAAGGAAAUAUGUCAAAAAGUGGUCAGGUAUAAUAUUUACUUCAAUUGGUAAUGGAUAAUUAAUUCCCUUUAUAUUCUGGUUGGCAUAAUUUCAGUCCAAUAAUUAACAUUGGCAGGACAAUUUGGACCUGUGAUUAUGAAUAAAUUGAACAAAAACAUUUUAGCUAGCCAAGGAUGGAAUGUGGAUUUCAACGGGGACGAUGGCUAUGAAAUUAAAAAGGGAAAACAACAAUUCAAGGUCAGUCUGAAUGGUAAAACAUGUUCCUGUAGGAGGUGGAAUUUGUCUGGAAUACCUUGUGUGCAUGCCAUAUGUGCCAUUUUUGAUAAUGGCCAAAAUCCGGAACAAUAUGUGGACAACUGCUACUCUAAGGAAUUCUACCAGAGA
Cuscuta europaea is the source of this 1154-nucleotide messenger RNA. The record is from the annotation of a GenBank genome assembly. Lineage: Eukaryota; Viridiplantae; Streptophyta; Magnoliopsida; Solanales; Convolvulaceae.